Molecule: messenger RNA, 438 nt
Organism: Stomoxys calcitrans (stable fly)
Lineage: Eukaryota; Metazoa; Arthropoda; Insecta; Diptera; Muscidae
Exons: 2
Coding region: 1-438 (145 amino acids)
Biological process (GO): sensory perception of smell
Molecular function (GO): odorant binding
Source: RefSeq, a predicted model, not a curated record
AUGAAAGUAAGCAGCAUCAAUUCUGUAGUGUUUGGUCUUUUGGUGUUGCUUCUUAGUCUGAAUUUGUCGAAGGCUUCUCUAACCGAUGACGAAGUAAAGGCGAUAAUUGAAUCCGCAGGCACUCAGUGCCAGCAGGCGUUGGAACUUUCAAUGGAAGAAGCAAAGUUUUUGUUUCCUCAAACACUACAAGGCUUGGAGAAAUUUAAUGAUAAAAUGAAAUGCUAUAUGUUUUGCUUCUACCAGAAGUUGAAAAUGAUCGAUACAGAUGGGAAGCCUGAUAGUAAGGCAUUUACGGUGUUCUUCGAAGGGGAGUUUGGGAAACAUAAAGAAAAAGUUCAGCCAGCUAUUGCCAAGUGUCUAACAGAUGUAAGAAUAACGGAUUGUGAUGCAAUGGCUAAAGUUGAACAUUGCCUUUAUGAGAAUAUAUUGGAGCAAUAA